CUCGAAUUGGGCAACUCUUGACUUGUGCAUUCUUCCGGUUAAUAGGAUAAGAAUUUGAAACUUAGGACAAGACAUUGACAAUGGUUCACCCCUCUAGUCCUCGGGGCAGGUGAGGCCUGCACAUUCGGAUCCGGAGAGGAGGGGAGGACCAGAAAAAGGCGGCUCUCCGUCGUCGUUUAUUAACAUUAGUCAAGACACAGUAUUAUAGUUGGAAGGGAUUUCUGGUUUUCUAUAGUUGCACUCGCCACUUCGGUGAGCACGAUUUUAAGACGGGGGGGAAAAAGGCAGCCAUGAAUCGCGACCGACAUGACCGGGAUCGACACAGUGAUCGAGAACAUCGCAGUGAACGACAUCGUGACCGGGAUCGGCAUAUUAAUAAUGAACAUCGAAGCCCCCAACGCACAGUAGUGCAUGACCGGGAGCAUCGCGAAAGGGAACGAGAACGGGAGAGAGAUCGAGACCGGCAUCAUAACAAUAUUAUUAACAAUAACAACAACAUUCGAGCAGGGGCUACGACGAGCAGUGCUAUCUUGAAAUCUGCGAUUCAUGAAAUGACCACUCUUCUGAUUGAAGAAGAAGCAUUUUUUAUUGGGAAAGAGACUGGACGAUUGAUGCGAUGGGGGGAGCUUGAAGGACUCGGCGUACUGGAGGAUGUCCAACUAGAACACCAGGUGGUGGAUGCGCCGGGUGUGGACAUUUUUGGCGAGCCGUUAGCAAAAAAGUUUAAUUUUGAAUGUGAAUGUCCUCGCUGUCGUAGAACCUUGGCUGCUCAAAGGUUCGCACCGCAUUUAGAAAAGUGUAUGGGAAUGGGUAGGAACAGUUCUCGUAUCGCGAGUCGUCGACUUGCUCAAGGGUCUUCGAGUCAGAACUCUCAGAAUGGAAAUGGAUCGACUGGGAGUGGUUCUCAGGGGCACGAAAAAGCGUCGUCACAUCAAGGGAAUAGUGCUGCAGGAUCGGCGGUUUCCAGUCAAAGUCAUCAGAAUGGCGACGUUGCUUCUGAAGAAGAGCAUUUCGAAGAGGAUGAAGACGACGAAGACUGGACGAUGGAGCGAAAGCGAAAACAUACCAAGAAAGGGACUGAAAAAAUUUCUCCCAAGAGUAGAAAGGGCCCUUUACAGCGAAUCAAGAACUCUGAGGGUUCUCGUGGUCGACGUGGUGCUUCUCCGUCUGUGACUGACUCUCCGUUGUCGAUUAACGAGUCCUCAUUACACGAUGACGACGACUUUGCUGCACUUAGCCUUGGAUAAAAGUUGGACUUGUAGCCAGGCGAUGUGGCCCAACUGCUUAAAAAUUGCUUGACUGGCCCUAUUUACUUAUUCUUUAUCCCGUUUUAUCCAUUUUGUUCAUCUGGCUAUUUUUUUAGGGGGUUCGUGACUCUGAUUUUAUGAAUUUAUCUUGACUCAUUCCAUUCUCAUGACAUUUUUCGUGUAUGAUACUGAUGCUAUUAUGAUGUAUUUCUCUUUUCGACUGUUAUUUUAUGUUAUUUAUUUUACUGUUUGACUUAUCAUUUGUCCACAUUACGUACCAGACUAUUAUGUUCCUGCAGUUGGCUGCAGGCUCAUUUUUAAUAUACCCAAAGUGUUCAUGGGCGAUAAUCUCGGCUACAUUGCUCACUACUACUUAAUUAGUUGAGUAUAAAGUAACAUUUGCGUAAGGUUGUAUUUGUAAGUUUCGUCGAAAACCGGUAACCCGCAACAAAUUGAUAUUAAAUGUAUUUAAACUACUUGACAACAA
Messenger RNA from Folsomia candida, 1734 nucleotides. RefSeq names its product SAGA-associated factor 11 homolog. The coding region runs from base 291 to 1247 and encodes 318 amino acids. Gene Ontology annotation, biological process: positive regulation of DNA-templated transcription; regulation of transcription by RNA polymerase II. The transcript has 6 exons. Gene Ontology annotation, cellular component: SAGA complex; DUBm complex. Gene Ontology annotation, molecular function: transcription coactivator activity. Lineage: Eukaryota; Metazoa; Arthropoda; Collembola; Entomobryomorpha; Isotomidae. The record is from RefSeq and is a predicted model, not a curated record.